Vicia faba (fava bean) is the source of this 507-nucleotide messenger RNA. NCBI's taxonomy places the organism in Eukaryota, Viridiplantae, Streptophyta, Magnoliopsida, Fabales, Fabaceae. The record is from the annotation of a GenBank genome assembly.
AUGGGAUUUGACAUGUUACUCAGCCGUAACACUGUUUCACAGCAACCAAAACAUCUAGUUUCUGAUUCAGUUUCAAUUGUGAUGUCCAAGGAUAAAGACGCUACCAAUUUGUCUCGCACCUUCAAAUACCUUUUAGCUACUCAAUUCUUGUCAAGAGGAAUUCCAUUUAUAUUCAAUACAUGGAUUGUGAGGCAUCUCACAGAAGAGGACUAUGCGAAAGAAUUGAGAGUGCUGCUGAUUGCAUGCUUGCCUAGUCGAAGAUCCCUUGUGGUCUUUGGAAAGCCAGAACCGACCCACUUUAUUGGUGCAAAAUCAUCACUGGUUUUAGAGCUCAGCCAGGUUAUCUUCACUUGGAAUGGAUUCUUUGAGAUCACACUGGAUAAAGGCAUAGUAGCAUGCCAUGCCAUCUUCAUCGUCAUAUGCAGCCCGCACUUGGUUCUCACCAAAAGUGUCCUCUAUUCGGUUCCCAUCGAAGUCAUGGAAAUCUGGGUCUGGAACACUCAUUGA